AUGUCUUCUUUCUCCCGACUUCAGUUGGCUGCUGCUCUAAUUGAGUAUGACAAUGAUGAUUCUAACCCUGACGCUCCUAAGAAGUCUGCGCACGACAGCGCCAUUUUCGCUCCUUUGCGUCGGAUGAAUCCUCAGCGCCGUUCCACAGCCUCGAGAAAGAGUACGGACUAUCUUGGAGUAGCCCUUCCCAGCGAGACGGGUAGCGUGGCAGCAAGGGACUCUGUGUUGGGUGGACGUGAAUCAGUUUUUGGCGGUCGAGAGUCUAUUCUAGAUGGGCGUCGAUCAAGAGGCUCUUCUGAUGCUCUUCGGAAUCCCUUCGCUCGCGACUCGACCUUCGAGGGCGCUCUAGAUGAAGACGAGGAGGACAUUGAGGUUGACUUGACUUCUUGGGGCUUGGAUGCCCUUGUCACCGAUGACAAGGACCACAAGGGUUCGCGCAGGAAGGCAAAGACUGAUUCUUUACCAAAUCCACAUCCAAUUGUUGCUCCGGUGCAGCAACCGGAGUUGCGAGCGGCACCUGGACGUCAAGGAAUCACUCCCACUAGGACGAUGAGUUUGGGGACCUUUGAUAGCUUCGGCGAAGGGGGUGCGUUUUUGGAGGCUAGGUCUACUAUGGGCCCACUUACCACUCGUCGUCAUUCUGUUGGCGCUCCCCUCGAGCUUCCUCCUGCAAAACAACCCGUGCAAGAGCAUCCACGUCGCGGUCGCACUGCGUCAGAACAUGUACUUAUAGAAAAUAUUCCAGUCACCCCUCCGCUUCAUUCCAUUCCGUUCCCUACAAGCGAGUCUGUUCGUUCCAUAUCACCUAUGCCCAACUUAAAUGAUGGUGCAUCUAUCGCAAGACCAUCCUCUCGUGGCUCAGAGGCCAUGCUUAGAUCUCGCGGACGUGCGUAUUCUACAGCAAGUUUAGGUUCCCAGAUGCUUCUCAACGAGCAGGAGUCUAAUCCUUUUGCGAUCCGAGCUCCUUCCCCUGAUCGCGCGUCCAGGUUUGAUCCAAAAGCCCGCGCGCGCACCACAUCAUACGGCUCGAUGGGCAGUAUGAUGUUUCCGGAUAAUGCAGAGGAGACUAACCCCUUUGCCCUCCGGCCACCCUCUCCCAGCCGCUCCUCUCGCUUCGACCCCAAAGUGCGUGCGCGCACUAUGUCGAAUGGAUCGUUAGGUACACAAAUGAUCCUUGACAAUGACGUGCGUUCUGUGGAUGAUGGGGAGCAACGCCCUCGUUCCAGACUGUAUUCCCGUCUCGAGCUCAUGCGUCCUAAGGUAUUAAUCAUGCCCAGCCCAUUACAAUCUGCCGCUCCUGCGGCGCCAAAGCAGACCAUCGCCAUGGAAGGAUUCGAGUUACACGACGAUGGGCGACCUCUUCCACCAGGUGCUCGUACGACGCGGAGAUCGUCUACAACAUUAUCGAUGCUCGACCCGUCGCCUGCUUUGAUUGCCUCGAAUUCGUUCACACCCAAUCCCCGUGCGAGCUUGACGCUGUCGCAGCUGACCUUCCGCAACACACUUGCCGUAGAUGGCGGGCGAGACCCUUCAUAUGCCGAUAUCGAUAAUGAUCUUCGUAGAGCAACAGAAGAGGGGGAGCAAAUCCUUCCUGAACCGGAGUCAGAACCAUUGCCAUCGACUCCUGCGCCUGCCAUUGUCGUGGAUCCCGCGGACCGCUCGAAACGACCUGCUGGUAAGCUGUAUGGAAAGAGUCUUAUCGACGACCUCGAAACUCGCAAGGCAGAGAUGAAGAGCAAAUCCCGAGUAUUCCGAGGUGAUGAUAGACCAUCCAUGAUGGCGCGGACGUCGAUCAAGCGAUCAAGCACGCUGAUUGACCCGGAUUCGUUAAAGCAGCGCCCCCAAUUACAGGGUUCGAAUUCAUUCCACUCGCAACCCAGUCUCUCCAAACGUGAAUCGAAGACAUUGGUCAAUCUUGAUGACGACAUUCCUGGCGUUCGAAAAAGUCAGCAUAUCGGUCUAGACACUAUGAACGCGGCAAACAAGAAAUCUGUGUUUGGAGUCGACACACUAUGGGAGCGGGAGCUCGCAAAGCUGCGAGAAAUCGAGGAGCGGGAACGUAUUGAAGCUGAAGAGGCAGCAAGCAGACAAGUGAUUGAAGAGGAGAAGAAGGGCAAGGGCAAAGGCAAAGGCAAAAAGAAGAACAAGCACAAGAAGGCAACGGAAGAACCCGGUCUAGAAAGCAUCACUCAGCCAUCUGCAUCGAAUUUUGCAUCCGAGUCUGCACUAGAACCACGCGCACCAUCUCCUCCAUACGUCCUCCCGGCGAUCGAGCGAGCGACUCGACGGCACCCCCCUCCGCCCGCCGCAAACGGCGACACGGACGAGGAAAGCGAUUCAGAUGACCAACCACUUGCGGGUCAUAGGCAGACAGUGGUGAAGGAAGUUGAGGCAAAUGAAUGGGGCUCAUCUGACGAGGAAGGAGGACCCGUACGCACAACUGGUUCGGGACCGAGGUUUCCGAACGGUCGCAGUCGUGGUUCCUCUAAUGCACCAAAAUUGGUCACCAAGAACAUCGACGAUAGUAGCGAAGACGAUCUCCCUCUGGUUGCAACUAUCAGUCGUGCUGCUACUCGAAUGACGCGAGCAGAGUUUUCACGCGAGGACACUGAAUCCGACGAAGAGAAACCUCUUUCGACAUUAUUGGACAAGAGCACAAUAAGACUCAAUUCGGUCGGAGCUUUCGGGAGCAGCCUCUUCCCUGAUACUCCCGAGCAAGCCGCUGAUGAAGAGGACGACAAACCACUUGGUCUGCGUGUCUCUAGGGCCAUGAACUUGACCCACGAUCCGAGCUCUCUGAAUCAAGAUGUCGACGAUGACAAACCGCUUGCAUUCCAUCCCGAUCAGAUGCGCCGAACACAGUACAUGAUGGCUCAACAACAACAACAGCAACAGAUGAUGAUGCAAGCACAGGCUGCUCAGCUGCACCAAUCCAUGAUUUUCGGUGCACCGUCCAUGAUGGGCUCAGGGUUCUUUGGUCCGCCAAUACCCCCGCCGAUGUUGAUGCCACAGCUUCCAACGACGCCACCACCUCCGAACGAUGCCGUAAAAUUCGGACGUGUGGAUAAAUGGCGACAUGAUGUCGCGGUGGAGGAAGAGCAAUAA
Messenger RNA from Fibroporia radiculosa, 3105 nucleotides. RefSeq lists its product as uncharacterized. The transcript has 3 exons. The record is from RefSeq and is a predicted model, not a curated record. Lineage: Eukaryota; Fungi; Basidiomycota; Agaricomycetes; Polyporales; Fibroporiaceae. Bases 1 to 3105 code for a protein of 1034 amino acids.